This is a messenger RNA of Didymodactylos carnosus, 1497 nucleotides long. The record is from the annotation of a GenBank genome assembly. Lineage: Eukaryota; Metazoa; Rotifera; Eurotatoria; Philodinida; Philodinidae.
AUGUUAUUUUUGUAUAGUAUUCUCGCUGUUACUCUUGCUUCUCUAUUACUUAAUGUUCAUGGUCAAUCACCUGAUGAAUUAUACCAAGAGUUAUUCGUUGACGUACAAUUAAAUCGUAUUUUCAAGGACUCAAAAACAUUCUCGGACUGUAUACCAUUACGAUCACCUCAACAAAUACUUGAAUUAUAUCGAAACCGUACUGUAACAAAUUUUAAUUUAACGGAGUUUGUUCAAAAAAAUUUUCAAGAGCCACCACCACCGAUCGAACUUUUACCAGAACAUGCAAAUUGGACAAUUGUUGAGCAUUGUCAUCGGCUCUGGCCCUAUUUAAUACGCAAUUCUACAACAUCCGAUUCGUCACUUCUAGUAUUACCGAAUUCAUUCAUUAUACCCGGUGGUCGUUUUCGUGAAUCCUAUUAUUGGGAUGCUUAUUUUAUUAUGUUAGGUUUAAAACAAUCAAAUUAUAGUCAACUGAUAUCAAAUAUGGUUGAAAAUUUUGCUUAUUUAAUACGUAAAUACAACCAUAUACCAAAUGGAAAUAGAGAUUAUUAUUUAAGUCGAUCACAACCACCAUUUUUCUCAUUGAUGAUUGAAUUAUUGGAUUCCAUUGUAGAUGAAGAUCUUCUAGUAAAAUAUAUAUCAGAAUUAGAACAAGAAUAUGCAUUUUGGAUGAAUAAUAAUGGUUUAACAACAGGUGCUAAUCGUCGAUUAGUUCAAUUACCUGAUGGUACAAAAUUAAAUCGUUAUUAUGACGAUAUUUCUCGACCACGUCCAGAAUCCUAUUAUGAAGAUUAUCAUACAGCUAAUAAUGAUACUGAAAUUUAUUUAAAUAUUCGUGCUGCGGCCGAAUCUGGCUGGGAUUUUAGUACUCGUUGGAUGAUAAAUGAAACAGAUUUAUCCACCAUUAUAACAACACAAAUUUUACCCAUUGAUUUAAAUUGUUUAAUGUUUAAUUUAGAACAAGUUUUAUCUCAAGCUUAUCAACAUAAACAUGAUCAAUCAAAAUCUGAUAGCUAUGCACAAUUGGCAGAUAAACGAAAGGAAGCAAUAAUAAAAUAUUUUUGGUCGGAUAAAGAAAAUUUUUUUAUGGAUUAUAAUUUUGUUCAAGGUACACAUACACGAUCAAUAUCAUUAGCUGCCAUGUUUCCACUUUGGAUGAAGAUAGCAACAAAUCAACAGGCAAAACAUGUUAUUGAUAAAAUCGAACAAUUAUUUCUUAAAGAUGGUGGUCUCAUUACUACAGUUUCUGAGAAUAGUCAUCAACAAUGGGAUGCACCAAAUGGAUGGGCACCGUUACAAUAUAUUUCAUAUAAAGGCAUACAAAAUUAUGAACCAACAUCACCGUUAAUUAAGGAAAUAAUUAAUCGAUGGAUGAAACGAAAUGAACAAGUUUUUGAAAAAAGUGGAAAAAUGGUAGAAAAAUAUGAUGUUGUCAAUAUGAAUCUUGAUGCUGGUGGUGGGGAAUAUCCAACACAAGUAAGUUUAAAAUUUAUUUAA